UCUAUAGCUUGAGUGGUACACUGGAAAACUGGCAUGGAAAUUUCCUGUGCGUUAAAGAUGAAGUAACUGACCAAGAAAAUGACAUUUAUCUUUCUCUCUCUAAACCAGUGCAGAGAGAGAGAGAGAGAGAGUUGAAAAAAUUGUGAAUUCUUUUCCCGGCGGUAUGCAAUUGAAAUCCAUCAACACUAUUACAAUUAUAUUCAUGUUUGUAUUUGCAAUUUUAAUCCUUUUCUUCUCUCUUGAAUUCCCAUCUGCCAAUUCUUCAAUCCCAUCGCCCAAUGACUCAAUUUCAUUGACUCUUUCAAAAUCCACCCCACCAGAACCCUUCAAAGAUUUAUUUCUUGCAUUCAAGAAGUGGGAUUCUCAGGUGGGCUGUGCCCAAUUCAGACAAAAACACGAAGACUUUUUGAAAAAUGGGUCAAAGAUCUCGACUUUACAUAAUGCUGAUGGUGAAAUUGAUUGCAAUGAAUUGAAGAUGAACCAUGUGAAUGUUUUGGUUAAAGGGUGGACUUGGAUUCCUGAUAAUAUGGAUAAUCUGUAUAGUUGUAGAUGUGGGUUAAGCUGUUUGUGGACUAAAUCUUCAGUUCUUUCUGAUAAACCUGAUGCCUUGUUGUUUGAAACAACAUCUCCUCCAGUUCAGAGGCAAGCCGGAGAUCCACUUCGUGUAUAUAUGAAUCUUGAACCUGGCAGGAAGAGGUCAGGCCGUGAGGACAUUUUUAUUAGUUAUCAUGCCAAAGACGACGUGCAGUCUACAUAUGCUGGGGCACUCUUUCAUAACAACCGAAAUUAUCAUUUAUCAUCUGUCAAGAACAAUGAUACUCUUGUUUAUUGGUCCUCAUCGCGCUGUCUUCCUCAAAGAAACCAACUUGCGAAAAGCCUUCUCAGCUUGCUGCCCCACCACUCAUUUGGAAAGUGCUUGAACAAUGUUGGAGGCCUCGACCAGGCACCCUCCUUCUAUCCGGAGUGUAUGAAGGAUGCUAACGAAGCUCCUAAAUGGUGGGAUCAUUUACAUUGUGCCAUGUCCCACUAUAAGUUCGUCCUUGCAAUUGAAAACACAAUGACAGAUAGUUAUGUGACGGAGAAACUAUUUUAUGCACUGGAUUCUGGAUCAAUUCCCAUAUAUUUUGGAGCCCCGAAUGUCUGGGACUUCAUACCUCCUCAUUCCAUUAUAGAUGGGAAGCAAUUCAGUUCUAUGGAGGAAUUGGCUAUUUAUGUCAAGGCUCUAGCUAAUGAUCCAGUGGCUUAUGCAGAAUAUCAUGCAUGGAGGAGAUGUGGUGUGUUGGGUAAUUAUACAAGGACCAGAGCAGCUAGCUUGGACACUUUACCGUGCAGACUAUGCGAGGCUGUGAGUAGAAAAAAUGGGAGAAAUACAAAAGCGCUGUGAGGCGGCUUUGCAGCAAGGAUCGUGUCAAUUAGUUCAUACACACCCCUAUCGUCCGUCAUAGAAAGACUUGGAGACUGACAAAAUCAAUCAUAUAGAUAAUAUGCUUCUAACCUUGUACCUUCAGCUGAAUUUGUAUCAUCUUUUUAUCUCGGCUGGUUGUAUCAGAGUAAAGUUGGUGGAUUAAAUGAAAAUUAGAAAUAAGAGUUCGUUCAUUCCUCAAACUGACGGUCAAGAAUUUUAGUAAGGUUCUUUUUUAUUUUGGCAGUCUCUAUUAAAAAACACACUUCCUGUAUGUAAUACUAAAGAAGAAUAGACAGCAAUUUAAUUAAGAUUUGAA
This is a messenger RNA of Olea europaea var. sylvestris, 1721 nucleotides long. Its product is annotated as alpha-(1,4)-fucosyltransferase-like. The transcript has 3 exons. Bases 164 to 1384 code for a protein of 406 amino acids. Lineage: Eukaryota; Viridiplantae; Streptophyta; Magnoliopsida; Lamiales; Oleaceae. The record is from RefSeq and is a predicted model, not a curated record. Gene Ontology annotation, cellular component: membrane. Gene Ontology annotation, molecular function: alpha-(1->3)-fucosyltransferase activity.